AUGGCAACAUCAAGGUUUUUAAGCGUGGAACGUAGACUACAGCAGGAUGAAUCCUUGAGAGAAGUAUUUGUCAGCUUUAUGAAGGAGGAUGAAAACGCAGGACAUAUGCACGAGGUAAACAACAGUGAACCGGUAACCAAUAACCUUUUUUAUUUACCUCACCACCCAGUUGUAAAAUUGUCAAGUUUAACAACGAAGUUACGAGUCGUUUUUGAUGGGUCGGCCAAAAGUUCAACUGGAGUCUCACUUAAUGAUGUCCUUAUGUAUGGGCCCACAGUACAAGAAGAACUAUUCAGCAUAUUGAUACGAUUUCAAACGCAUCAGUAUGUUAUAACUGCUGAUGUAGAGAAGAUGUUUCGGCAAGUGGGAGUGUCCAAGGAAGAUUAA
Molecule: messenger RNA, 387 nt
Organism: Macrosiphum euphorbiae (potato aphid)
Lineage: Eukaryota; Metazoa; Arthropoda; Insecta; Hemiptera; Aphididae
Source: the annotation of a GenBank genome assembly